Messenger RNA from Letharia columbiana, 1095 nucleotides. RefSeq lists its product as uncharacterized. Gene Ontology annotation, molecular function: DNA binding. The record is from RefSeq and is a predicted model, not a curated record. The transcript is spliced from 3 exons. The coding region runs from base 1 to 1095 and encodes 364 amino acids. NCBI's taxonomy places the organism in Eukaryota, Fungi, Ascomycota, Lecanoromycetes, Lecanorales, Parmeliaceae. Gene Ontology annotation, cellular component: nuclear origin of replication recognition complex. Gene Ontology annotation, biological process: DNA replication.
AUGGACAGAUCUAUGGCUCAAGCAUUGACGGGUCUCAUCCCCACCCUGACUGGUCCUCUACCGCCGGAGCUCCUGGAGCUUGCAGUCGCUCUACUCGCGCAAUCACGCAGCAAAGCAAGCAGUCUGAAGGCGGACGAGGAAAUCGCAAGGUCCUACGCCUGCGCUAAUCUGGCUUGCGAAAGACUCAAGCAAUCCCUAGCUCUACCAAAGAUCGAACCUCGCCCACCAUGCCCCCCGAAGGUGUACCAGAAGCUCUACAGAUACCUUGACAGCGCCCUACCGGCAGGAACAAGACGGACUGCCCGACCCUCGAGACACAAUACUUCUACCUUGACACCACAGUCUUCGCCAGCCAAGCCCAGAACCUCAGCAAAGGCAACGCCCCUCAGACCAGACACGCGGCAGAAGAAGACACCCUGUAGGCAAUCAACCUCCGCUGCUGAAGCUCCAGCAUGGGUAAUGCCUGUCAUACGCCAGCUCUGCAAUAAGAUGGGAGCUCCCGCUGCUCCACAUCACAUCUUCGCCGGCAUUUCCUCUAUACUAGCCUCCCAAGAGCAGCAUAGCGCGGUCAAACUACCAGCAUUGAUAGUCGCGGUUUACAUCCUCGUAACGACACGCUUAGCUGGUACCGAGACCGCACCUAAAGAAUACCAAAACCGGAGAACCCAUGCGUUAGAGAUCAUAAACAAUGCUGCUAGGAAGAAUGAAUCUUAUAUGGAGGCCGGGAAUGUUGAUAUUGACAACUGUAUGCGUGAAGUCAAGGACCAGAAGUGGACCCGGAUGGACUGGUUUGAGAACAUCACCCCGGGGUCCGGUGUCGGCUUGGAUCAAGGAGCGGAAGAUGAUGUAGAGGACGGACCUGGCGAUUACGAAGCGGAUGAAGGAGGCCUUUUGCCUGUGACAAGGAGAACUAUUGGCAGACGAGACUCGCUGGAACAGGACUAUCUCCAAGCAGGUUUAGGCACGAUGAUGCGAGAUCAGGUAGACUAUCUCAGUGAUGACAGAAGACGUGAGUACCAGGUGUGGAAGAAGGACAUCUUGAUUCGGAUCGAAGAGCUAGAAAACAGCCAAGAAAUGGAUGUUGGGCCAGACUGA